UGAACAUUUUUAUUUGUGUCAAAAUCAAGAAAGGAAAACGAUGGGUUUGUCAGGAAGCUCACUAAAGGUGGCGGCUCGCCUUCACGUCGUCGGCCAGUGUGGCGGUGUUGACCGCCUUACACUUAGCCGCCCACGCCGUAGAGGAGGCCAGCGCCUGCUGGCCUCUUUCAGCUUCCCCAGCGCGGGAGGCGGGGCGGGCCACCAUUGGUCCGCCCGAGAAACGGCGAUGAACGUCAGCAAGCUGGCUAAAAGGGAGGGCAAGACACCCGUCAGGUUGGACUUCCUGGCGGGGGAAUCUCUCGUGGCCCGCCGAGAGAUCCCAUUAGCAGAACUGCUUGCGGGACUAAGGGCCAACAGUGUGGGGCGCCGCGCUGUUGCCUUCCUCGCCCUCGAGGGAGGCCAGGCCGCGCUGGCAGGCGACGCCGAUGACGACCAUGGCCAUACCCACGUAGCAGUUUUCUUUAAUGAAAGGCGCGUGGAUGACACAGGCGUGGUUGAGAACGCACCUGAAGAACCAGAGAGCAGUCCAUUCCAAGAACAGCCCAACCUGUCACAACAGGUUAUUGACACAAGUCCCAGCCUGCCACAGCAGGCUGGCGACAACAAGGGCCAGACCCAUGAGGCCCAUGAAGCUGGCGAUACAGAGGCCAGCUGUGACCUGGGUGAUGGCCAACGGUGGACCCCUGCCCCGAGCCACACGAAGCCCAGCCUUCCACUAAAGUUUGGCGACAAUAAGGGGCAUACUCAUCAGCCCCAUCAGGCUGGCGAUGAUGAAGCCAGCCUGACCCAGGAGGUCACGCACCGUGACCUGGCAGAUGGCCAGAGGUGGACUCCUACCCCGAGCCACACAAAGUCCAGCCUUCCACAAAAGGCUGGCGAAAAAACGGGGCAUACUCAUCAACCCCAUAAAACUGGCGACGAUGAAGCCAGCCUGGCCAAGAAGGUCACGCACCGUGACCUGGGGGAUGGCCAAAGGCGGACCCCUGCCCCACGCCAGCUCCGUCAAAGGAGGGGAAAGCCCCGCGGGGCGUCCUCUGAGGGUGGACGGGAGCGCGAUUUCUCCCAGCGCUCCAUCACGUCCCCCGCGAAGCAGGGGAAGGCGCCCCAGCGGCCUGGUAGGGGAGGGGGCCGGUGGAGCGUGUGUGGCUCCUGCCUCUUGGACAACGUUCUCAUGUGUGCGCAGGCCAUGGCAUUAACUUUACUCACGUACCACGUGUCUCUCGAGUGGUUCUGAGCCUGCUGCCCAUGAGCACCACUAUGGCACCGCACCACCCGCCGCCCACCGCCACUCCACACCACACCCACCGACCACCACUCAUGGGGUCACCACACACCACUCCAUAGUUCACCAACAGUGACCACCACUCAUGGGGUCACCACACACCACACCACACCACACCACACAGUCACCGCCAAACAGGCCACCACUCAUGGGGCCUCAUGGCUGGUGACUCACUCAUAGUCUCAUCACAGUUUCGUGUUUCUUCUAUCGUAUCUCUCAACAAUCUCUUAACUAGUAUUCUGAAACGCUUUGCUCCCAACAGUGUUUCUCCUGAUAAUAAUGUAGAAAAGUUGUUAA
Molecule: messenger RNA, 1579 nt
Organism: Scylla paramamosain (green mud crab)
Lineage: Eukaryota; Metazoa; Arthropoda; Malacostraca; Decapoda; Portunidae
Exons: 2
Coding region: 41-1234 (397 amino acids)
Source: RefSeq, a predicted model, not a curated record